UAUCUUUGCACGACAUCGACCCGACAUCUUGUUCCUGUUUGUAUUUUCGCUUUGUGACGACAGGUUAAAAUAAUAGUUCGUUCGUUCCUACUUAGCUGUUUACAGGGCUAGAACAGGAAUUAAAGAAAGAUUCCAUAUCGAGAAACCAAGAUGGAUAGUUUGUUUGGUAAAAGACCUUUCUCAAUCGGUGCUUUGAAGGAUUUUUCGAAACUUGACCAGUCUACCCGUCAUCACUUGAAGAAUGUGUAUGCUUGCUUGUCAGCCUCUAUGCUGGCUGCAGGACUGGGAAGUGGAGUCCAUCUUUUUACUGAUAUAUUGAAGGGUGGAUUUUUGUCAGCCAUUGUCUCCAUUGGCUUUUUCAUUGCACUGGCCAUGACUCGCCAUGAUGGAAAGAACCAGGCUAAGAGAAUGGGUAUCCUUAUGGGAUUUGCAUUUUUCACAGGGUUGGGUCUUGGCCCUAUCAUGGAUGUUGUGAUACAAAUUGAUGCAAGGUAAGCAAUCUCUGUACUUUUUAAGGGAUAAAAUGUAAAAAGGAUGAAUAAA
Molecule: messenger RNA, 543 nt
Organism: Orbicella faveolata
Lineage: Eukaryota; Metazoa; Cnidaria; Anthozoa; Scleractinia; Merulinidae
Product: putative Bax inhibitor 1
Biological process (GO): cellular response to unfolded protein; negative regulation of endoribonuclease activity; negative regulation of apoptotic signaling pathway
Cellular component (GO): mitochondrial membrane
Molecular function (GO): enzyme binding
Source: RefSeq, a predicted model, not a curated record